AUGGCCGCCUCACUGGAAUCACACUCCCAAGCCGCCUCGUACGCCCAGAGCGGCUACGGCAACCGCAUGGGCUGGGGCGACCGACCAGUCCUGGUGCUGAUUGAUGUGUGCAAGGCGUACUGGACGCCCGGGUCGCCGCUCGACUGCAGCGCGCACGAGCCGACGACGCGGGCGCCGCAGGUGAUGCGCGAGCUGCUGGCGGCGGCGCGGGCGUCGGGGUCGCCCGUGGUCUGGACCGCCGUCGAGUACACGGACCCCGAGAUGCGCGACGCGGGACUGUUUUGGCUCAAGUCCAAGACGCUCAAUGUGUGGAACGUCGAGGACCGCCGGGGCCUGGGCGACUGGGUCGAGGGCCUGGUGCCCGGCCGCGGCGAGCUGGUCAUCAAGAAAAAGUACGCCAGUGCCUUUUUUGGCACGUCGCUCGCUACCGAUCUCCGCGUCAUGGGCGCUGAUACCGUGGUCCUUUGCGGUGUGAGUACGAGUGGUUGUGUCAGGGCUAGUACGCUGGAUGCUAUGCAAAAUGGGUUUAGACCAAUGGUGGUGGGAUCUGCAUGCGGUGAUCGAAGUGACGAAAUCCAGAAUGCCAAUCUUUUUGAUCUCAACGCCAAGUACGCAGACGUUGUCACUGAUACAGAGGCAAUCGAACACCUCAAGACGGGUUGGCCAAAGUCUUGA
Messenger RNA from Pestalotiopsis fici W106-1, 675 nucleotides. RefSeq lists its product as uncharacterized. Bases 1 to 675 code for a protein of 224 amino acids. The transcript has 2 exons. The record is from RefSeq and is a predicted model, not a curated record. NCBI's taxonomy places the organism in Eukaryota, Fungi, Ascomycota, Sordariomycetes, Amphisphaeriales, Sporocadaceae.